AUGGGAAUCUUUAAUCCUUCAGACAACAAGAACACAGACACCGUUGCGGUUCAGCAGGACCGGCCCUUCAACUCGUCGCCAUUGGACUCGCUCAAUGACUCGCUCGAGACGUUGUUUUCGUCCGCCAAUACGCUCACCUCGUCGUCGGUCUCAAACCUGUUUGACUGGUACUCGAAACGGUGGGGCGAGAAGGGCCAGGAGUUCCAGGAGUCGGUGAUCGGCGCGGCAGACCAGCUGUUUGACCGGCUGCCGGUGUUCCAGGACCAGCUGUACUCGCAUUUCGGGCGCCGGUUCAGAAACGAGCGCACCCCGUACGGUUUAUGGGCGUACCCCGUCCCGUCUCCAAACAUGUACGAGCAGUGUCAGGAGGUGGAGGGGCUUUCUGUGUGGGACUCCACGGGCUACUGGCGGUGUCUGUUUCCGCGGGCACGCAUCCCGCAGGAGUUUGCCUCUGAGCUGUCCAGAGAGGACGUGGAGGCAGACACGGCCCACGAAAAAGGCGUGUUUUUCCAGCAGUACACGGACUUUUUAGGGUUCAAGGCCAAGAUGAACAAGCUGGCUCACGAGAAGCGCAAGCAGGACUGGGCCCGGUUCAAGGAGGAACAGAGGGCCAAGUGGGAUUUCGUCAACGACAAGAAGGACCCGGACGCAGUUACCAGAACCGGUACCAGCUCCACCACCACGAUCCGCACCCUGGAGCAAGGUGACGUGGAGAAAGUGACCGUUCUGAAGGAGUUCUUCAGUGAUGGUACGUCCUCUGUCAAGGAGACCAAGGAGGUCCUCAACCCGGCUGGCGAGCGCAAACAGUUCACCGAGGAGACCCCAAAGAGCGGCUGGUUCUGGGACAGCGAGAAAAAAUGA
Molecule: messenger RNA, 861 nt
Organism: Ogataea philodendri
Lineage: Eukaryota; Fungi; Ascomycota; Pichiomycetes; Pichiales; Pichiaceae
Exons: 1
Coding region: 1-861 (286 amino acids)
Source: RefSeq, a predicted model, not a curated record